AUGGAGAGAAUCGACGUGCACGCGCAUUGCGUACCACCCUCUUACCGUGAAUACUGCCUACAUAGUGACUUCGCGGGAAAAGGACAUCCAGAUGGAAUGCCCGCAAUUCCAGAAUGGAGUGCUUCAGCCCACAUUGAAUUGAUGAGCAAGCUGAAAAUCAAGAAGUCGGUGCUGAGCAUGUCAUCGCCAGCAACACAUCUAACACCAGGAAAUGAUGAAGAAGGUCGAUCCGUCACCCGUCGGGCCAACAAUGACAUGUCUCAAAUCUGCGCCGAUCAUCCAGACAGAUUCCUGUUUUUCGCCUCACUCCCACUGCCGGAUGUCGAGGGCUCCCUUGCAGAGAUCGACUAUGCAUUAGACCAUCUUGGCGCGGUAGGAUUCCAAAUCCUGACCAACUCCCAUGGCAUCUAUCCAGGUGAUGCACGUUUCAGCCGUGUUUUUGACAAGCUGAGCGAGCGCAAGACUAUUGUUUUCUUUCAUCCGACAACGUGUCUUAUACAAACGGAUAGUUCGUUGACAAAAGUCACGCCACUUCCGGGCGUGCCGGCGCCGAUCAUGGAGUUCAUGUUUGAUUCGACUCGGUCGCUGAUGAGCCUGCUCACUUCGGGGACUGUUGAGCGGUGUCCUGGAAUUACAUUUGUGGCCUGUCAUUGCGGCGCGACUUUCCCUCCGAUCAUGGAGAGAAUCGCGGAGUUCUCGCCUGUCCUUCUUGGUCCUAAGAAUGGGAUCAGUGGGGAUAAGAUCAAGCAGCUUCUACAGUCCCGUUUCUAUUUUGAUCUUGCCGGUGUUCCGUUCCCGGAUCAGAUUCAUGGCCUUCUUCGAUUGGUUGACUCGUCUAGGUUGCUGUAUGGAAGUGACUACCCGUAUACCCCUGCAGCGCUAGCUGAAUCGCUAGCUCAGAGAGUAGAUGGGGGGUUAGAAGCUCACUUUGGAACGGAAACGGCACAGAGGAUCUUGCUGGGCAAUGCCAGAGCUAUGCUUGGUGAAAACUGUACAUAG
Molecule: messenger RNA, 999 nt
Organism: Penicillium salamii
Lineage: Eukaryota; Fungi; Ascomycota; Eurotiomycetes; Eurotiales; Aspergillaceae
Source: the annotation of a GenBank genome assembly